Messenger RNA from Etheostoma cragini (Arkansas darter), 2074 nucleotides. It is a transcript of the gene dtd1, whose product is annotated as D-aminoacyl-tRNA deacylase 1. The transcript has 5 exons. Gene Ontology annotation, biological process: tRNA metabolic process. Bases 136 to 759 code for a protein of 207 amino acids. Gene Ontology annotation, molecular function: D-tyrosyl-tRNA(Tyr) deacylase activity. NCBI's taxonomy places the organism in Eukaryota, Metazoa, Chordata, Actinopteri, Perciformes, Percidae. Gene Ontology annotation, cellular component: cytoplasm. The record is from RefSeq and is a predicted model, not a curated record.
CUGAGCGACUUGCUUGAGGUCAUACCUCCGGAAGGAGAGGAUGUAUUCUGGGUGCUUAGGCCGGUAGAGGGCGACAAAGUCUGCCCCCACCGGUAAGUCUUUGGAAGUUAAGAGAGCGUGUACACAACCAAAACAAUGAAAGCUAUCAUUCAGAGGGUCACCAAGGCGACUGUGACAGUGGGAGGAGAAGAGAUCAGUUCAAUAGGACGAGGACUGUGUGUACUGCUGGGAAUAUCAGUGGAGGACACCCAGAAGGAUGCUGACUACCUAGUACGCAAGAUCCUGAACCUGCGGCUGUUUGAAGAUGAGAACGGGCGAGCGUGGAGCAAAAGUGUCAUGGACAGGGACUUUGAGGUGCUGUGUGUGAGCCAGUUCACACUGCAGUGCAUACUGAAAGCCAACAAGCCAGACUUCCACUCAGCCAUGCCUGCAGAGUUGGCUCAGCCCUUCUACAAUAGCAUCCUGGAGAACAUGAGGAGUACCUACAAGCCAGAGCUAAUUAAAGACGGGAAGUUUGGUGCCUAUAUGCAGGUCCACAUACAAAAUGACGGGCCUGUUACCAUUGAACUGAUGUCCCCUAGUGGCCCCACAGACCCCAAACAGCUGUCCAAGCAGGAGAAGCAGCAGCAGAGGAAAGAGAAGACGCGCUCCAAGGGCCCCUCAGAGUCGAGCAGGGAAAAACUCGCUUCACGUUCCCGACAGGACCCCAACGCCAGCAGCGGAGCCGACGGUGAUGUGUCAUCAGAGAGGGAGACCUAGACCAGCAGGGUGAGGGAGCCUCGGAGUAGUACACAAAAACAGAUCACAGAAAUGAAUUCAGUCACAUAUAGUGGAAUGUUCUUACACACACCAGGUGUCUGUAGGUCAUUAAAACAACACGUCCUUUAUGUAACCCUUUGAAAUCAGCAAUAGAUAUGGUCGGCCAGUUCCUGCACUGGUUUGCUUUAUUGUGAUGUCAUUUUUUGGAGUAUCUUCAAACGCUUCUUAUCCCUAACAUCAGUACAACCUAUCCUCAAAAGGUUAUAAAAGUCAAACAACCAUGAAAAUGAAUAAAAGUAUUACAAUUUUGUCAUAAAAAAAUAAGAAUCGGAUGUGUGUGCAUCAAUUUUUACUAAAUAACACACCAAAUGUAUUGAUCCAAAACAUGAGCAAAAUAUUCCUUAACUUGUGUUAUAUGAACUAUGCAGUUUUUUUGUUUUUGAGAUAUACAAAUUUUUAUGAGCAGUGUUUUGAUAGUUUAAUCUGCAAUGAAAUAAAAAGGUCUUCGAGCUGUUGUACAUGUAAAGAGUUAUGUCUGUAAAAGUCAAAUUGAAUAGAAAAGUAGUAUUGAUUAGAUAAGUAGUGUAUUAGCUUGACUCAACCACCGAUACCACAGAAACCUAAGAAAGAAACUAUACAGACCUGAACACACAAGCAACUCUAUGUAGAAAAGGGAAAGCUUUUUUGCAAGUGAUUGCACCGUUGGUGUUUUUUCUCUCUCUGUUGAUGUAUAUAAUUUUCCAAGGGAAGUUAUGCUCGGGAAUUUGGCACAAUUUCGUGAAUUUUUUAGAAUUUAUGGCAUGUUUUGGUUAAAAGUAUGCACAUUUAAUUGAAUUGUAACCAUGCACUGCAUUAUACUGUAACUACCAUUUUUGUCAUCCUGGACCCUAUUUUUCUAUGUUUUUGUGUCUAAGUGACCGUGACCUCGCCUAAUACUGGACCAGUGUCAAAGAUGUUUGUUCCCAUCAGUCCCUUAGACAUAAAAACAUAGGAAAACAAGGUUGGAAAAAAAAACCUUACCCUUUAAACUGCACUCUUCCGUCACAUGUACAGAUCAUUUGCCAGUUUCCCUUUUAAUUAGUGAUUAAAUGGCAACCCUCUACAUGCAGUGUUUAGUAGCUUUCCCCAUUAGUUAACUUUCUAGCUGGCUAAUUUACCACAUGACCCAUUUACACUACUUUACUGUGUUAUACUGUAUGUAUUUGUACAAAUUCAUGGAAUUAUUUGGCAAAUUGAUGGACUAUGGCUUAUGCUUAUGAUAUGGAAUACGUUUUGUUUACAUCUGCAUGUGACACGGUAAAUACAGCCGGAGCAA